Molecule: messenger RNA, 1292 nt
Organism: Hemiscyllium ocellatum (epaulette shark)
Lineage: Eukaryota; Metazoa; Chordata; Chondrichthyes; Orectolobiformes; Hemiscylliidae
Product: large ribosomal subunit protein uL5-like
Exons: 5
Coding region: 31-534 (167 amino acids)
Biological process (GO): translation
Cellular component (GO): cytosolic large ribosomal subunit; ribosome
Molecular function (GO): RNA binding; structural constituent of ribosome
Source: RefSeq, a predicted model, not a curated record
UUCUUUCAGGGUGAAAAAAAGGAAAAUCCUAUGCGUGAGCUCCGCAUUCGGAAGCUAUGUUUGAAUAUCUGCGUAGGUGAAAGUGGUGACAGACUCACCAGAGCUGCUAAAGUGUUGGAGCAACUCACUGGCCAGACCCCAGUGUUUUCCAAAGCUCGCUAUACUGUGCGCUCAUUUGGUAUUAGAAGAAAUGAGAAGAUUGCUGUUCAUUGCACAAUCAGAGGAGCCAAAGCUGAAGAAAUUCUAGAGAAAGGUCUAAAGGUUCGGGAGUAUGAACUGAGGAAGAGUAACUUCUGCAACACUGGAAACUUUGGCUUUGGUAUCCAAGAGCACAUUGAUCUGGGCAUCAAGUAUGAUCCUAGUAUUGGAAUUUAUGGCCUGGAUUUCUAUGUGGUCAUGGGGCGGCCUGGUUUCAGCAUUUCUGAUAAAAAGGUUAAAAGGGGGCGCAUUGGUUCAAAACACAAGAUUUCCAAGGAAGAAUCGAUGAGGUGGUUUCAGCAAAAAUAUGAUGGCAUCCUCCUGCCUGGAAAGUAAUUUGAAGACCACAUGACAAAGCAAUAAAAUCAAUUUGUAACAGUACUGAUGUCAAGAGUUUCUUUUCUAAGUUUGAUAUUGUUUCAGUUGUUUGUUUCAAACUGCUCAGUGCAAUUACCUGAUAAAGUGUACAGAAUGCUCGGUUAACCAGAAAUUCUGGGUAUCUGUGCAGUUUUUAUUUGCUGGCAAGAAAGAUCAAGUUAAUUUGACAGGAAUAAAUUCCAUGUAACAUGGAUCGGUCAAGUUGUUCUCAUUCUGCAUCACUUGUUAGAGAUGCAGCCAAAUGCAUUUACAGUUGUGCAUUCUUGAAAUAAUUAUACCAUGAAAUACAAAAACAUGCAAUGUUAAACUGGAUUCUGUUUCACCCACCUUAUUUCCGAAAUGCUGAUAUUACCAUGCUGCUUCGACUUGGGUGUGUUGUUAAAAUGAACGGCAGUAAUACAUAUUCACAAAAGUAGCCUACUUGCAAAGUAUUUUUUACAAAUGCCUAAUCAUUCAUAGAGGUAAACCUACUACAAAGAUGUGCGGGUCAGGUGAAUUGGCCAUGCUAAAUUGCCCAUAGUGUUAGGUAAGGGGUAUAUGCAGGGGUAUGGGUGGGUUGCGCUUCGGCGGGUCGGUGUGGACUUGUUGGGCCGAAGGGCCUGUUUCCACACUGUAAGUAAUCUAAUCUACAGAAAAUUCACCUGUGAUUCAGUCUAAUAUAGCGUUGUUUUUAAUAUGUUCACUAUCCAUUAAAUUUAUCUUACUUGCCUUGUAAA